AUGUUUUGGUAUUCACAUUCAAAAUAUGAUUAUUUAUCAGAUGAAAACUCAGAAUAUAAUAGCGAUUCUGGGGACGAUUUGCCAAAUAUAACAAGAGAUAAGCAACGAGUUUUGCGAAAAUAUAAAUAUCUUAACCACUCUGAUUGCCCUAGAAAAGAAUGCCUUUAUGCCUCGGAAAAUAUUCAACCUGAAGGAUGGGUUAUCCAGCAAGAGUUUCCUCAUAGCUAUAGAUAUUUCGAUAACUUAUCCAAGUUUGAAAUAUGGCAUGAAUCGAUAUCUGAAAACCAGCGUACAUUUCAUGAGGUUAUUCGAAUAGGACAGCCACAAAAAAUUAAGAUUGAUAUGGAUGAUGAAUUGGAAAAAUUUGCAUCAUAUCCCGAUCCUUUAGAUAGAAUAGAAAAGGCUUUAGGACAAAAAUCAUUUGAUGGUUAUAUUGCUAAUACACAUCUUCAUACAUGGCAAAAAUCUACAGAUAUAAUGCGUAAAAAGGAUGAGAUUAGUUUGUAUAUCAAGAAUGCUCUCCGAAUUGCCAUAAAAGAGAUAAGUGGAUUGAAUCUCUUAAAGAAUGACAUUAUUAUAGCUGAUUCCUCGAAUGAAAUGAAAUGGAGUAAACACUUGAUAUUACCUAAGUAUUUCGUUCGUGGUGCAUCCAAAGCUCGAAAAUUUACAUUGCGAAUCUUAGAACUUCUUCCAGAAAGAAUGCAUCCUUUCAUUGAUGAAAAAGUAAACAAGGAUCUCCAUUGCUUUCGACUAGCAGGAAGUCAUAAAGCCAAAGACUCUUCACGCAUUAAGCGCAUAUGUUCAAAUCAUACUUGGAGAGAGUCACUUAUCACUCAUAUUGAGAAAGAUUCUAUAGAACUCUGGCCAUAUGAAUGGGAAGAAGAUAAAAAGCUGAAAAAUGAGUCUGUCUCACAUGAGGAGAGUGAUACUGCAAUAAAAAUAGUAGAAAAACAAUUUCCUUUUCUGUCUUAUCGAAAUUCUAAUAAUGGCUUCGAUAUUUUUGAUAGAAUUCGGCCUACAACAUGUUCAAUCUGUGAAAAAGAGCACACGAGAGAAGGCAAAAAAAGGAGAAAUCCGCAUAGAUCACAGUCUCAUUCACAAAAUAACUUUACUGCUGUUGGAAAGAACAUCGAAAUAUAUAAUGCUAAAACAAUGCAUAGCUAUAAUUUACAAGCUAAACUUACGAGUGGUAACCAGCACUUGAUGCUUAUUAAAGGACAUUGUGGUGUUGGCAAAUCAAAUGAGACAGCAGAAGAAAUAAGAACACUUUGUCAUUCUGAUGGAUCUUCCAUUUCAACUCUCAUCAUAUCUGGUCGGCGUUCUCUUGCUCAUGGGCAAAAAGUUCUUUUCGAAGGAUUUAAGUCUUACCUCGAGCUGGAUGCAAAAAAACUUAAUCCUAAAGAUACCCCUAAACUCAUUAUCAGUCCGGAAAGCAUUCACAAACUUGGAGCAACUGGCUAUGAUGUGAUUAUACUGGAUGAGUUUGAAACAAUCACUCAAAAUUUUAGUGAACCUACCAUGAAAAAACCAAAGCUAAGUUAUAAUGUAUAUAAAUCCUUGCUUCAAUCUGCAUUAUUAAUAUUGGCUUUAGAUGCUAUAUUAGAUUCAGACUCGCUUAAUGUUGAAUUAAUUAGAGCUCUGAGACAAGGAUUAAAAGUCUAUAUUCCAAUGUUUGCUAGUGCGGAAAUGGCAGAGGCCCUUUAUAAGGAAUUAGAAUCUCAAGGAUAUCAAGGCAAGUGUUUUUCCAAACGACUAUUAGAAACUGAGAAAAAAGAAAUAUUUGCCGAUAUCAAUAAUGCAGUGGCAAAUCUUGACUAUUUGAUAGCAACUCCUGUGAUGACUUGUGGAGUAAGUAUAACAGUCGAAAACUUCGAUAUGACGUUUGCACACUUCCGCACAUUAGCUGGUCUGACAAGCAAUGAAGCAUAUCAGAUGUUGCACCGCAUUCGAAAGCUAAAUCAAAAUGUAGUACACAUUCUAACGGAUUUACGUAGCGAUAAUUUGCCAACAGACUGUGAGGAUUUACUUCGUUUUAUCAGCUAUCGAUGUAAUAUCGCAGAAAAUGAUUUUGUUAGUUUACUAACUGAUCGUCUUAGCGAAUGUGGUUAUAAUAUUAAUAUUGCCAAAGACUGCCCUUCUAUCGACUCAAAACUUACAGAAAAUAAUGAAGGCAAAGAAUUACCUUUACAGGUUUUGAGUGAUAUAGAAGCUUUGGAUAUUCGAGAAUGUUUAGAAAGAGAAGAGAAUAUAAACCCAGCCUAUAGACUUGCUUUGCAGAAAUACAAUCUCGCAUCUUUUUAUAAAAAGACCCCUGAAGAUAUAACUAAAGAUUUUGUAGAAAAAUAUUCCCAAAAAGAGAUGCGAAAUGCGUAUAGUGCAUUAGUUCAAGCUGCUUCUUGCGAUUCAUUAUUGCCAAAAGUUAUUGCUUUAGAGGAGAUUUUACAAGGGAUAGGUUUUUCUUCGGGUAUUCAUACAUCUUAUACUUUAUCACGUCAAGAUUUUGAUACUAAUUUACCAAACUUCCUACCAAUUUAUAAGAAAAAUGAGC
Molecule: messenger RNA, 2548 nt
Organism: Dentiscutata erythropus
Lineage: Eukaryota; Fungi; Glomeromycota; Glomeromycetes; Diversisporales; Gigasporaceae
Source: the annotation of a GenBank genome assembly